Haemorhous mexicanus (house finch) is the source of this 6641-nucleotide messenger RNA. RefSeq names its product family with sequence similarity 114 member A2 (gene FAM114A2). Lineage: Eukaryota; Metazoa; Chordata; Aves; Passeriformes; Fringillidae. The coding region runs from base 129 to 1631 and encodes 500 amino acids. The record is from RefSeq and is a predicted model, not a curated record. The transcript has 18 exons.
GGCCCCGCCGCCCGGACGCGCUUCCCUGAGCCGAGGCCGCUUCCGGGGCAGCGCCGGGGCCGCUCUGCGCCGGCCUCGCUGGUCUGGGUCCGCCCGGAGCCGCGGGGGCCGCGCUGACCGCCGACGUCAUGUCUGAGGAAGACAGUGGUGAAAAUCUGAAAGAUGAAACCUCUUACAAAGCUGAAAAUGAACAGAAGACAGAGGAACUGGGCUGCUCUGAGAGCAGUGAAGGGAGACAACAAGAGACUGUGCCUGUGACUCGAAAAAGACCUGAACCCAAGCCCCCAAGCCAGCCUGCUGUCACAGAAAAGCCUGCAGGUGAAACCAUCAAGGUCUCAGAUCCUCCUGCAGUUCAGACUGGGUGGGGCUACUGGGGAAGCUGGGGGAAAUCUCUUCUGUCAACUGCGUCUGCUACCGUAGCUACUGUAGGUCAAGGUAUUUCAAAUGUCAUAGAAAAAGCAGAAACAACCCUUGGGAUCCCCAGUCCUAGUGAAAUCUCGUCAGAGUCUAAAGAUGGUGCAAGAGGAAGUGAGAGUCCUGCUGCCAGCAACGCUGAUGCAGCUGAUGAUGGCAGCUCCUUCCCUAUUGCUGGGGCUCUUGAAGUUUUAUCAACCAUCUCUACUGCUGUCCAAAGCACAGGUAAAAGUGUUAUUAGUGGAGGUCUGGAUGCCUUGGAAUUCAUCGGCAAAAAGACAAUGGAUGUAAUAGCUGAGGGAGACCCUGGAUUCAAAAAAACAAAGGGCCUAAUAAACAGAACCUCUACAUUAUCUCAGGUCUUACGAGAAGCAAAGGAGAAAGAAGAGCAGCAGACAGCUACCGAGGUUACCAUGGCUACUGAGAAGAAAGCCCAUUAUGGGUUACUGUUUGAUGAGUUUCAGGGUCUUUCGCAUCUGGAGGCCUUAGAGAUGCUUUCCAGAGAGAGUGAAUCAAAGGUGAAAGCAGUUCUGAAUGCCCUCUCUGGAGAGAAGUUGGACACACUGAAGGAGGAAAUGGAACAACUCAAAGAAGCAUUUUCUUUGCCUGAAUUCUUUGAAGAAGAAGAGGAAGAAAAGAAGGGAGAUGAAGAGUUCACAAAAGAAGUAACAGAGUUGUUUUCAGAAUUGCACAUCUCCUCCACGCCAGACAAAGUGAUCACGGUGAGGACAUCUGCUCAUGAGUGGAUAGCACAAUUCAACAGCAGUCUUCCUAAAGAGGAAAAAGAAAAUGAAGAAAACCAAGAAGUAGAAUCUAGAGAUGGUGACCAGGAUGCUAAGAAAUCAGUAGAGGAUAUUCAUGCAUUUGCCAUAAGAAGCCUGGCAGAACUGACAGCCUGCUCCAUUGAAAUGUUUCACAAAACUGCAGCUUUGUUUCUCUAUGGUCAGAAACAGGAGGUGACAGCCACAGACAGAGCCAAGUCCCUGUCACAAUUGACUAUCAUGCUGUGUAAAGAACUGUCAGCUUUCUCUAAAGAGUUCACAACAUGCUUAACAACUGCAGGGGUCAAAGAGAAAGCAGAUGUGCUUAAUCCCUUAAUUACUGGAGUGUUUUUGGAGGCUUCAAACAGUGCUUCCUAUAUCCAAGAUGCCUUCCAGCUCUUGCUGCCUGUACUGCAGAUCUCUCUUAUUGAGGCUAGAACAGAACUAUCACAGUAAUAAAAAUCCUUCUAAUUAAGAACUUUUUGACCUUCCCAGUUCGUAGUUUCCAUGCUGGAGAAUGAUGUAAUGGCUCUUAUUAAAGGGAAAAAGAUGAACUCUGCUCACUGCUGCUGCAAGAAUGGUGAUUAAGUGCAGUCUGGCAAUGACAGCUCUUACAGCACACUGAGAGAUGUGAUUAGCAUAGUCGAGGCUGGUGGACAACGUGGCAGACUUAAAGUGCAGAUUGCUUCUCUGUUUCAUGGACUGUCUGUGUCUUUUCACUGAAAUCUCUCUGCUGUAUGUGUUAACAAGCUCUUUGUGUUCACAGUCCAGAGAGCUUCUCCAGUGCUGAAGAGAAGAGUAGCAGCUGGCUAGUUAGUUAGCUAAAAUCAUGGUGUGAUUUUUAAGUCAGACAUAAUUGGGUUCCUGAUAGCUCUGCAUUCCUGUUGAAGUGAAUAUUAGAUAGGAGGUGCAAGAAGAGGCAGAUUUGUGUGAUUAUGAACCUUGCAGUUCCUAGACUGGGCAGAAUAGAGCAGAGAGAAUUCCUGAUCAAGCUGCUUGUUGCUGAAGAGAAGCUCAGCUUCCUGAAGAUGUCUGUACUGACUCAGGGAUGUGGGACAGGGACACUCACCAGGGGGCCGUUUCUCAUUCUCUCAUGCUGUGCUUGCUUCAGCACGAGCUGGGAAAAUGCUGAUCUGGCCCUGAGAAUGCAGGUACUUGGCUUUAUAGCAAUAAAUGAGAACUGACUAAAAGGGAUUGAUUCGUGUUUGGGCACUUUAAUGAGAGAAUUCAGCAGGAGGAUUCCCAUUUUUCAGUGCAGCUUGACAUGUCAGACUGUUCACAGACUCACAUACUGCUUGUCUUCUCUUUCUGUGGAAAAACACUAUAAUGCAAUGCUCCUUCUUGGAAGGUAUCUAUUAAAGUAGGGAGAGAGGCAGCAAUUUGGUUCUGUUAGUAGGAGUCCUAAUUUGCCUCAGAAGCUGCUCCACGUAUGGUAUCUGUUUCUUUGUGCUGUGCAAGUUCCCUGCUUUGUUCCUUUAUCUUUUGAGCCUGCCCAUGGGGAGGCAGCAGCCUCUGUUGGAAUCACAAGAGCAGAAAUGCACAGCUAAAAUGGAAUUUCAAGAAGUCCAUAAUAGCUAAUCAGAGGUGAUUGAGUGUCACACCUGCCUCUGCACUUGCUCAUUGGUAGCAAUGAUGGUCAAAUCCCCUUUUGAAAAUCCUCUGGGUUUUUGCAGGUCUUGCACAUCUCUGCUAUACUAAAGGUUUAGAACAUUCCUCUGCUCUAGUUGUGCAGUAGAGAAGUGUUUUUUGUACUAGAAUACCUUUUGGCUAAUGCUCUGAUUUUAUAUAUAUAUAUAUAUGGAAAAAACCCUGCCUUAGUCAUGGUUAGACUGAUCAGAUCUUAAAAGGGAAAGCUUUUUCUGGCAUCUUGAAACUGGACUUGAAAGGAGUGUGUCCAGGGUAAAAAAAUCUGCACUACAAUAAAAUUUGUAAUUUUUUUUUCUUUUGGUUGAUAGCAUUAUUAAAUAAAGGAUUUGUUUUGACAACCGUUUCAAUUAAAAGCUAUCAAGGUAGCAGUGAGCACAAAUGAAAUAAAAGAACUGUGGGGUUUUUUCUCAGCCCUGAUUGUGUUUUUUGGGGCAGAGCUGGGUGCAGCUCUGGGGCCAGGACAGCUGGGAUUUUUCUCAUGGUAGGAAAUAGUGCUCUGAACCCAGGCUGGGGAGUGAGAGCUCCCACAGAUGAGCUCCCAGUUCCUGUGUCAGUGGAAAAAGGCCGCUUUGCUCCUGCCAAAAAGCCAAAAUGUACAGAAAUGUCAGAAGAGAAGAAAUAAAGGUAAUGGAGUUUUAUGAAGCAGCAGCUGCUUUUUUGCAGAUAAAUUCUACUGACCUGCAGUGCUUUAGUGUAGAGUAGUUUAAUAAUUAAAGGAAAUGAGGUGAUUUUUUUUUAACAUGCAGACAGUAAUUCCUUCAGUCAUGUGCCACCUGGAUUUUGUUUUAGCAGCCAAUAAUCAAACGUGCACCAUCUUCAUUUGUGUGCCAGUGCAAGGACUGCAAUAGACAGACAACAAAAACAGUUCCACGGUUGCUGAAAUCUUUCUACCCAAAAGAUUCAUCAGAAUUCAGCAUCCAGCUGUCUGGAGGUCUUCCUGCUUGGCCUUGCCUUCUGUGUGAACCUAAUGAGAGCUGACAGUAAUUUGAACACUUCUGGUAGUGUUUGGGGAGGUGAGAGGUGGCUGAGAAUAGAUAAGAGUCAGCUAAGAUGCUGGCAGUGACUUGGAGGGAAAAAAAAAAAAAAAGUCUUCCACAAUUGUUUUCUUUCCUUGGGAGUGAUUCUGCUAGUUGCAGCUGUAGAAGCUGCUUCCUGGCAGCUGCUGUGGAAAGGUUCAAAACACAAAAAAGGCUUGGGCUUCCCAGUGGGCUUUGGGAUGUGCUCCCAGGCCUUGCCAAUCACCUUCCCAGGGACUCCAUUGCCAUUAUUAAAACACACAUGGUCAGUAGCAGCAGAAGCCCUGGCAGGAUGAGCAAUUGUCCUGGUUUGGAAGAAGCAGCAGCUAUGUGGCCACUGGUGGCCCUGACUAAAGGGACACCUGUCCCAGGUCACCCACAGCACCUGUCCCAGGUCACCCACAGCACAAAUUAAAGGGUUGGACUAAGAGGCAGGAAUGGGGGAGCUCGUGGCAGGAGGAAGAGGGCUCUGGCAUUUCCUUCUCAGGUGUGUUCAUCAAAUCCAAAAUAAAGAGUGGUCUGUGAUCUUGUGACCUAAGCAGAGAUGGGUGUUCUGUAGUCCAAGGCUCCUUGGCACAGAAACAGGGGACAAAAGUGGCCUGUACUGUGCUAGUCCAUGUUUUCUGGGAGUCUCCUGUGACAGCAGCUUGAGGUUACCAUGCACUGGUGCUUUGGGUGCUGGCUAGCAGGCCGCUUUCCCUUCUUCAAGAGCAGCCUUGUGCCCACUGCAGGGUGAGACCAGAGCCUGUGCAGUCUGGGGGCUGGCACCUAGAAGUGUCCCUGGCUGCCACUCUGCUGUCCUGCUGCAGGGAGAUGCUGGUGGCUGCAGCCUGGCCUGCUGGUCAGGAUGGUCGUGGUUCUGUGGGUGUCACUUUGGGUCCCUGUGUCCAGAGAUCAAUGGCAGGGUUGUCCCCUGGGGUGUUCUCACUGGAGAAUGCUGGAGGCAUCAGAGACUGAGAGCCCAGCUGGGGCUGGCAGGGAAUGAGCAAUGUGGUCACCAGUUAAAAAUAAGUUUGAGUUUGGUAUUUGUGGGGCAGGGUCCUCCUAAGGUGGCAGGGGCUGCUCAGAGGUGUGGGUGCAAUGCCUGUGCUGGUCCCAACACCAAACAGAUCCCAACUCCCUGGAUCUGUUUUCAGGGUGCUCCGUGUGCCCAUCUCCAUCAUCUCAAAUUCCCUGGCAGCUGUGCCGUGCUGGCACAGAUGGGAUUGCUGCCAGUGCUUAUCCCAAGACCAAAUGCUGGCAGCAGGAGCUCCCUGAGUGAUUUGUGUGUGAGCUGAAGCCUCUCUGUAAGAGACCAGAGCUACUGAUUGUAAACUGGGCAGCAACAGAGACUCUGCCACCAGCCUGGCUGAGCUGCUCCAGGGUUUAUCUGCCCUGGACAUUAAAACUCUUCCCUCAUUUCUGACAUAAACCUGCCAAUGGGACUCUUGCUCUGGGUUUGGGGCCAGUGCAGACUGUGGUGGAGCAGGUCUGGGGCAGAAAUAGCCAGCUUUUUGGGACAAGUGACUCCUGCAGAGCUGCUUGCUCCCUGGAUGGGUUACCCAGAGUUAGGUUCACUCUGUUGGAGGGGGCUCCACACACCCUGCAACUACUGUAAAUGAAAGUCAAAUGAUUGAGGGAGCAACUUUGUUGUAGAGUUGAAGGCGUUAAAUGGGACAAAUCUUACAGGAGAGCUAAUUCCUUUUAUUAGAUGGGGAAAACAAAUUAGCUGGGUACACAAGCCCUUUCUGACACUAUUGUUACUGUUAUUAUCCCUUACUGGUGCUGUUAGAAAUGAGGGCAUUGCAUUAGAGGGAAGGCACGUUAUGCAAGUGUUUAGACCUGCUGGUAACUGCUCUCUGCUGACAGGUAUUUACUUAAUGAUAUGUUGGAGUGAAAGCCAGCAGCAAGGACAAGCUUUGGAGGGAGCUGGGAGUGCUCAGCUCUGCCUGGUCCAGCCUUGCCUGGACCUCCUGGAGCUGCCUGACCCCUCCCACUCACAGUAGGCAUCCCCCAAAGCCCCUUUUCUGUCCUUCCAGCAGGUUCCUGACCAUACGCAUUCCCAGACUGAGUUCCCAGUGCUCUCCUGGACCCAGGCCUGGUUCCCAUGGAUGUCUGCAGCCUCCAGAGCUGCCCUGAUUUGCUUGCAAAAGGUCUUUGUGCUCCUGCCUGUGCUGGAGGCAAUGCCUGGUGUGGGUACCAGUGGGACAGGUCACGUUUCCGGUGUCAUGUGCUGUCCAUGACGGAUGGCAGAGCCAGUUUUUCUGCUCCAAAAGUGGGACUGGGGAGGAGACCGCAACACUCAAAUACCCAGAGCCCCGGCUGCUGCCAGCCAGGCAUCCAGGAGAUCACUUCUUUUCAGCUCCAGGUAGGUUCUCUCUGUUCCCUAGGUGUGACUGUCUCGUGCCCCAGAGCUCUUUGACUUUGGUGAAAUGUCGACAAUCCUGAAAUGGUUUGGACGGGAAGAUAAGGAGAAAGAGGAGGACAAAAAAGAGAAGGAAGAAAAGGAGAAGGAAAAGACUGAGGGAGAAAAAGAGAAGGAGAAGGAGAAGGAGAAGGAGAAGCAGAAGAGGAGGAAGAAGGAAGAAGAAAAGCAGGGAGAUGGGGAAGAGGACAGGAGCAGCAGCAGCAGCUCUGACAGUGACUCGGAGGAGGACCAAGGCAUUGCCAAGGAUGAUGAGAAGGAAGACAAGGAUUAGUCUUGCUGUGAUGGAGCAGCAGUGCACGCCCUGGGCAUGCUGAGGAGGUGGAAAUGGCAGAUUGGGCUGGAGGGCAACUGGGCCACUGCUAGCCAAAUAAAGAUGUUGUGAUCUUCAAAGAGAAA